Molecule: messenger RNA, 1119 nt
Organism: Exophiala mesophila
Lineage: Eukaryota; Fungi; Ascomycota; Eurotiomycetes; Chaetothyriales; Herpotrichiellaceae
Exons: 1
Coding region: 1-1119 (372 amino acids)
Biological process (GO): intracellular signal transduction; cyclic nucleotide biosynthetic process
Source: RefSeq, a predicted model, not a curated record
AUGCUGGCACAGCGGGGCCCAGCGCUUUCAGGCGUGUACAAGUUGCUUGAGAACAAGCCAAAGACGAGAUAUCUCGUUAUUCUACGACAGCCUAGGUGUACGUCCGCUGUUAAAAGCAGAACAUUUGGCUCAAGAACUCUCCCAUGCGCCCCCUGCUCUGGAAAUAACAGUCGGUUCUCAACCACUACUAUUCGUUUCCAGCAUCAAGCGAGCCAUCGUUCCAACCCAAGCCCACUUCGAAACAAAACAGAACAGAACAAACCAGACUCUUCUACAGAUAGUGACAAUUCAAAGCCUUCCACAUCGAGCCUCACACCACAGGCGACCUCCAUAGAUCCACCAACCGGCCAUCUAAGCAUCGUCUUUACCGAUAUUGUCAAAUCAACAGCGAUAUGGGAAACCAACACAGAGGCCAUGGUCCAGGCAAUGCACAUUCAUGAUACCGCCAUUCGAACACACAUGGCAAUCAAUCAAGGCUACGAAGUUAAACAGAAUGGCGACGGCUUCAUGCUCGCAUUCCCAACCGCAACCAUGGCAGUGCAGUUUUGUCUCGACGUCCAGGAGCAACUACUCGACGAAGCCUGGCCCAAGGGCAUUCUGAAGCUGGCACAUGGCAAGGUUAGCACUGAUGAGCAAGGCCACGUGCUAUUCCGAGGGCUCAAGCUACGCAUAUCGGCGCACUGGGGGGAACCGGUCUGCGCAUGGAACGAGGUCAUCCAUAGGAUGGAUUACCUAGGGCCUAUGGUCAAUCGCGCAGCCAGAUUCAUCGAGGUCACUGAAGCUGGACAGGUGGUGGUUUCCCGAGAUUUGGUGACACAGUUGCAGUACGAAUUAGGUGUCUCUCACGGUCUUGACUCGAAACAUCAUACGGCUACAGAGGAGGAGGCAGUUCCGACUGAACUGAGUCUACCCAAACUCAGCUCCAAUGCCGUGCAGGACAAGCUGACCCACCAACAAUUUGAGAUCCGAGCACUAGGAGACCAUAACUUUCGCGGAUUGAAGCAUCCUGAGUCCCUCUACUUUAUAGUCCCCCGCUCACUUGAGGGAAGAGUCAACCACUGGCAUCAAGUCAAACAUGUUUCUGGUGUCAAGGGCAACAUAAGGUCCAAAGGUGGGUGA